AUGUGCACUGGUUGGCAGACGUACGCGGCAGACAUCUUCUUCGCGCAGAGCUGGCGCGAUGAGCGACUGCGCUUCAACCAGAAAAUGCCGAAUCAGACCGGCUACUACCGGCUGCUGCCUCUGCACUGGCUCAAGGACAUAUGGCACCCAGAUUCUUACUUCAAAAACGCCAAACAGGUCACUUUCCAAGAGAUGACCAUCCCGAACCACUACGUCUGGCUGUACAACGAUAACAGCAUUCUCUACAUGGUCAAGCUGACGCUGGUGCUGUCCUGUGCCAUGAACUUCCAGUACUACCCGCACGACACGCAGCAGUGCUCCAUGAAAAUCGAGAGCUUGUCGCACACCACGGACGACCCUGGUGUUUCUGUGGGACCGGAGGGUGCGCUAGAGGUGGACCCCAUCGAGCUGCCGCAGCUCGACCUGGUCUCCAACGUCACUGGCGACUGCACUCACAUCUACGCCACCGGAAGCUUCACCUGCGUGGAGGUGGUGUUCACCUUCAAGCGUCGACUCGGCUACUACCUCUUCCACACGUACAUCCCUACAUGCCUGAUCGUCAUCAUGUCGUGGAUCUCGUUCUGGAUCCGGCCGGAGGCGGUACCAGCCAGAGUCACCCUAGGGGUCACCUCUCUGCUGACCCUGUCCACGCAGCACGCUAACUCGCAGAAGUCCCUCCCACCCGUCUCGUACAUCAAGGCGAUCGACGUAUUUAUGAACGCGUGCACAGUGUUCGUAUUCCUGUCGCUGAUGGAGUACGCCAUGGUGAACGUCAUCAUGGGCGACCUGGUGGACGCGGACGAGUCGCUGAUGCGGCGCAGUAUCCGCUCCGUGCGCAGGCGGCUGACAGUGCGCAGGAGGCGCCCCGCACGGCGACAUCAACAGGGUAGCAGCCGCGGCGAGCCCGCCGAGUCUGGCCACUCGAGCCGGAGCUCGCUGCUGCCCUGGGUGGGCCGGCUCACCACACCCAGUCAGAGCCACCUGCUGCCCUGGGUGGGCCGGCUUACCACACCCAGUCAGAGCCACCUGCUGCCCUGGGUGGGCCGGCUCACCACCCCGAGCCACCUGCUGCCCUGGGUGGGCCGGCUCACCACACCCAGUCAGAGCCACCUGCUGCCCUGGGUGGGCCGGCUUACCACACCCAGUCAGAGCCACUUGCUGCCCUGGGUGGGCCGGCUUACCACACCCAGUCAGAGCCACCUGCUGCCCUGGGUGGGCCGGCUCACCACCACGACGGACGCCGAGGGACUGCCGAUGAGUGACGGCCCGCGCGACGCCGCCUCGCUCCACAACGGCGCCAUAUUCGCGGCGGCGCUGCCCCAGCCGUCGGCCUUCCUGCGCGACACGUCCCAGGAGCAGCGGCACCGCGCCAUCCUCGUCGACCGCUUCUCGCGCGUCUUCUUUCCCCUGUCGUUCGUGGUGUUGAACACGGUGUACUGGGUGGUGUUCUACUUCAACGGACCGCAGAUGUGAGGGCGCGGCCCAGCGGCGCCCGCCGGGCCGCGAUGCUGCGAUGCGAUGCGAUGCGAUGCGGUGCGAUGCGAUGCGAUUCGGCCAGCGCGACCCUGCUGGCCUGGUGUCCGGUAGGCGUCGCCCGAUCAAAUGAACUGAGAGGUGGCGUAUAGUAUUUUCGGGUGCAUCCUACUGGAGUGAGCGGUGGGGUGUGUGUGAUGUAACUCAACUUUUGUAAUGAAAAGGAAGUGUUCUAUACUUUAACCACGAGGCGUGAGCAAACUUAUCGUGUUCUGAGGAAGAAAUCCCCGCUGUUUAUGAAGUUUUGACUAACUCUUAUUCUUGGUUCUGACUAGAUAUUUGGUAGGUGCAUCUUGCUCGCUAAAUAAGGUAUACCUGUAUGUCUAGAGCAAGCAUCAUAGCGGGCACCAAAACGUAAAAGACAGCAUCCUUCUAACGCGGGCGUCGUACCGAAAUUGAAAUAUAAGAGACCUGCCCCGUCGCGUAAAAAUUAUGUCGCGAUGCCCGUUUAAGUGCGACGUCCAGUGUUACGCCCUUCUCGUAACAUAUGAAAGACGGUCGACGGAUCUUAAAAGGAGGCGGAACGUAAUAGUGGGCCAGUGUCCAACUUUUCACGGAUGUCGUGUCUCAAAAUAUCAUUGAGACGAAUGCUGUCACAUUUGGACGAAAUAUAAUUAAUGAUGUCACCAAAAUACGAUCAUCUCAGUGGUACUAAUUAGCAUGCACUCAUUACGAACAAACCCUUUGCUUGCGCGUGCGAUCCACCCUGAGACAUAACGUGAAUGACCGCGCCAGAGUUGAAACAUGCCUCUGAAAUUAAGCCGCGUUCCAUUCGUCAACUUCUCUGUAUCCAUUGCGUGUUUCCGUUUUUAGCGAUACGUUUCACUCUUUAUGUCACGUUUCAGUAUAAGAUCCGCCCAAUGGUCUGAUCAGACAAGCGCUUAAGUCUGUUUUUGGUACGCUUGGGGUGCCUGUACAAAAUCCCAGACUAUAACCUGGGCAUUUGCUGAAGGCACACUUUCGUUACAAUCGUCAUACUUUUCAAUAGCCAUCGCCGCUACAGAUCGAACAUGCCUUUUCUCACAUUUUUCGUCUGGUAACGCUUGGCCUGCCUCUGGAGAAGAGGUGCCCUGGGAUGUUUGGUCGCAUGUUUGACUGACUGGCACGCAACUUAUGUUUGCGGUCCCCAGCGUGCUUGAAUGCUGAGGACAAUUUAAGCGAUUAUAUGGGCCUUAGGAAUCGGUUACAUUGCAAUGAGCUAGUUGUUUGGGAUCCCAAUUUGAGCACUUUCGGUUAUGCGCUACUCGUCUCACAUUUUACCAGACGUUACCUUUCGACCAGCUUUCGACGCCUGAAAAUGCACCAAGGUGAACAGGCCAAUAGAUUACUGUUAAUCGUUCCAGCAUAGGACAUCUGGUGUUUUAGCACAUAACGCAAAUGUUCCUCCAAGAUGCAAAUUGUGACAUCUAUGAACGCAAAGCAUGGAAUUUUCAAGACUAGGCUCUGGUGCUUGUUCAUUUUGUACUUGGCUGCGAAAUUGUUUUCAUUUAUGGAAGAGCAUUUUGAUACGUGCUCCGGUCGAAAAAGUGAUGUUUCAAGCAGGAUAAAAAACGUAUUGUUUUCAUAUAAUUGAGCAUAAGAUUAUUCUGAUAAGAACGGGACUGCACGGGCCUGUCAUCUAGUGGAUUGACAUAUUACGUAACCGCAUCUGCGCAAAUAUUUAUUAAGCCAGUACUUUUGAUAGAAUGAUCAUACACCGUUCUUGUUUGGUUCGAAACCUGCCCAUCAUCAGCCAGCACUUGUGCACUGGGGGACUUCAGAUUUUUGCUGAGCAAAAUGAGAUGUCGCCUGUAUUCUACAAAUAUUGAAGAGCUCAGCGUUUGUGGCAGCAUUACACGUCUUGAUCUAAUCGUGCAGACUUGGUUCCAUGAUACACGCCUUACAAUGCAUAUGUGGAACAUCCAUAGAAAAGUCAUACUAAUGGACAGCACACUUAAACAACGCUAUGAUCCACCUGUUCACCAAUCAUGCUUGCGAUUUUAGGCUUCUACGAUAUCCGCGAACACGCAAUGUAGCUGUAGCUGAUUCGCGGACGACAGCCGUUAUUGUGAAUGUGAGAGGCGUUGCUUUUCACUUGUGAUUUGAGAGGGUAUGCUGCAUUGAGUUGACAAUGUAAACAUAAGAGCCCAUCUGCUCAAUCAUAGUCCUUUGUGUCUUGGUUGUCGGGCUGAUUGUGUGUUUUGGUCAACAGUAGAGAAGUGCCUGUUGCCAGGUAGACAGGCUUACAAUGUUCUGUUGUUUGGCAACUCAUUAUGCUUGAAUGAGUGAGACAUUCCUUUUGUCAGUCCCCACAAACGCAUAGCUCCAUUGUGUGUGUCGAUUGCAGAUGACGUUCCAUUCAGUCAUGUCAGUUGCUCUGCUGAUAGCUGACCCCCAAUAGAGUUAAUUACAGCACUGACUAUUGUGGUGAACAUGGAAACAGGCAGAUCGCUGAACUGCGUCACCUUCAUUCAUGUCUUCUUUACGUUCCCAGUAGAUAGCCUUCUACCCAGUUUAAGAAUUGGUUUAUUGGUCAUCCUUUCGUAGAUCUCAAAACGCCCAGGUGCUGUCGUCCAGAAAUAAUCAAACUUGAACUUCAGGGAUUACGUCAGAGUAACACACCAAGUCUUUCCCAUGGACUAGAACAGUCUUCUUCAGACUUCAUGCAGCGGACAUGUGACAUGGAAUCUGACUUGCUUAUAAGACAUAUUUUUCAUUUCUUAGAACGUGUUGACUCAGAUUAUAUUCUGCUUUGUUCGGUUUCCAUAAUCAUCUUUUCAUAAUAUUAUAGUAUUGUCCUGUCUAUGCGUUAUUUCGUGAUUUAUUCGACGUCACGAGGAGGUAAUGUCUGUUUUAAAUACUUUUGUCCGGCACCAGGUCAUGACCUGAUGGAUUUUUACCAACACAAUUGAAACUGUUAAAGAAAAUAGGUUAGAUUUAGACAAGUUAUUUUCCCAAAACUGUAACCUGAUGAACACCUUGCGCUCGGUCGGGGCGCCGGUAAUGUUAAGUAAUCCUGGCUCGCACCAGCACCCGUUUUCGUUCUUGUAACGCUGGCAAACAAUUCAUGCUGACGUCAAAGGUCAACGCUGUGAGUUGAAAUGCAUGUCCACCACGGCCGGUACUGAUAAAGUGCCUGUUGCUGGUGCCGUGCUGCCGGAAUCAAGAUCCGUCUCUGUGACGUCAGUGCCUUAAAGUGACAUUUCCGCCGGCUCUCCAAAAGAACACAAUUCUAUAACCAUAGGCAAUGGAAUAAUGAGUUUAGCAUGUCUUUUUGUCUUCUUUUUAAUCAGAAUCACCAGUUCUGUAAGUUCAACGCUCAUCACGCCUCACGCCAUAGGUCCACUACGAGCUCAACUUUGAGUGGUCGUAAAGUUGGCCGACUGUGACGACAUUCACCCACCUAGCUGCUGUGGCGUUGUUUAUUCCCAGCUGACGAGAAAGUGAACGUAUGGACAUGAGCACACUGGCAUUUGUCAUCAUUCCUAAUGUUGCGAAAUGUUGCGCGAAACGUUACUGAAUCAUUUAGAAUGUGGCGUCGUGAGUGGGCUGUUUAAUGCUUUGCUGCUUUAUGUUAUGCAAAUCCCUUGAAUGAAUGCAUUUCUGUAGCUUUAAGGUUUCAUGUGGUGUCGUUUUGCUCGCCAAAGUUAAAGGAUGAAGGUUGACGAUGCACGCAUGCUCAUAAAAGGUGUUGCUCAAACUCAUCAAGAUCAGAAUGUUGGAGUGAACAAAUGGAUCGUAGAUAUGUGAGGGAUCUGUAUAGGUUUUAGCAUGUUUGGAUUCGUCAGCUAACUCACGACAUUAUUCACAGUAGAGAGAAACUGGUUUGAAAUAUGUGAAUUAUUAAGAUGCGUGGUAAUUCUAAUGCUCACACUUGCCCGUUGCUUUGCCUCCUCGUCCGUCUUUCUAGACCUGAGUCAACACACUGAAGGCUUCAGUAUUUAAGGUAUUGAUACAUACCUGAAGGGGUGGCGCGUAAUGAAAACGUCAGUUAAAUAUUUCACUCGUGGUUACGGUGGUUGGUUUGCAGUCAUCAAGUUACGAUGGAGGAAGCGCGUGCGAUGUAUUUCUUACUGUA
Messenger RNA from Pollicipes pollicipes, 5590 nucleotides. Its product is annotated as glycine receptor subunit alphaZ1-like. Lineage: Eukaryota; Metazoa; Arthropoda; Thecostraca; Pollicipedomorpha; Pollicipedidae. Gene Ontology annotation, cellular component: membrane. Gene Ontology annotation, biological process: monoatomic ion transmembrane transport. Gene Ontology annotation, molecular function: transmembrane signaling receptor activity; extracellular ligand-gated monoatomic ion channel activity. The record is from RefSeq and is a predicted model, not a curated record.